Molecule: messenger RNA, 12166 nt
Organism: Nothobranchius furzeri (turquoise killifish)
Lineage: Eukaryota; Metazoa; Chordata; Actinopteri; Cyprinodontiformes; Nothobranchiidae
Source: RefSeq, a predicted model, not a curated record
UAAAAAAUAGCGGUUACGAGCUAUCCAAAAAGUCUGGUAUUAUUUCGUGAAGCACCGCUGCAGUCUAUAUAAUAACACUUGAAGGUAGUGUAUAUAGUCCCCGGAUAUAGUAUUGCGGGUGGGCUUUGCUUUGUACGACGAAGGAGUGAUUGAGGCGGAAUGAUAUUAAUAACGUUUCGGUGGCUCUUCUUAUUGGCUUCCAGUCUAAAUUGGUGUCCGCGAGGAGAGGACCCGUAGACCCACUCCGCGUAGCGGCACUUAACCAUUGUUUCUUUAAACCAAUCCAUUGUUUUUUUAGAAAGUCGUUGUUAGCUUGUGGUUGCUAACUAGCUAGCUUUAGCUUCGCGGUUAGCACGCUAAAUGUGUGCCUUUGUUGUUUUGGUUCUGUGGAGCUCUGGCUGCGUCUGUGGCGCAGCUGUCCAGCUGCAGAGGGGACAGAAGUGUUUAGUCAAAGCUAGCUGUGUCAGGCUCUAAUGUUGUGACAGGCAUUUCAGUGAUGGAGCAAAGGAAAAGAAGUGCAGGAUAUGCUCCCAGAUCUUCACCAAAGAGAGCAGGUUGCAGAAGCAUCUCCGUGAGCAUGAGCUCAACGAUAAGCCUUAUCGCUGUGACCAGUGCUCGCAGACUUUUAAUGUGGAGUUCAACCUCACCCUGCACAAAUCAACACACACCAUGUGCGACUUCACCUGUCCUGUUUGCAAUAAAAGGUUUUCCCGCAUCGCAGGCCUCAAAUCCCACAUCAUGCUUCACAAAAAGGAGGAGAACCUUAUCUGCUCAGUGUGUGGAGAUGAGUUUGUUCUUCAAAGCCAGCUCUCGCUGCACUUGGACGAGCACCAGAAGGAGCUGUCGGGCGUCAGGGUGGCGUACACCUGCAAAAGCUGCAGCAAGGAGUUCAAGAUGUUCACCGAAUACAAGGAGCACACCAAGAGUCACAUCAGGAUGAGGACGCUGUCGGCCAGUUCCAGAAACUACAAGAAAAACAUUGACCGCAGCGGGUUCACCAACGGCUGCCAUCAUUGUGGGAAAGCUUUCAAAAAGCCCAGCCAACUCAUCAGACACAUACGGAUACACACAGGUGAAAGACCCUAUAAGUGCACACACUGCAACAAGGCCUUCAACCAGAAGGUGGUGCUGCAGACUCACAUGGUGAAACACACAGGAGAGAAACCUCACCUCUGCAUGUUCUGCCCUGCAUCCUUCUCCCAGAAAGGGAACCUGCACUCUCAUGUUCAAAGGGUUCACUCUGAGACCAAAGGGGUUCCUCUGUUCCCGUGCCUGGACUGCAGCUGUGUGUUUAAGAAGCUGGGGAGUCUGAAUGCCCACAUCAGCAAGAUGCACAUCUCCGUGAUAGAGGUGCCUUUGGGCACUUCAGAGACAGAGACGGCCGGUCAGACCGCGGGGGGCUCCGAAGGAGGUGAGGGGGUGACGGAUGUGAUCCAGCAGCUUCUAGAGCUGUCAGAACAAGUCAGUGGGGAGGUGGCCCAGCCUCACCCACCAGAGCCAGCUAUUGCCAUGGAAACGGCCAUCAACCAGGACAUCUUGCAGCAAGCUUUGGAGAACAGCGGACUGAGUGUCGUCCAACCUCAGAGCGACACAGCGUCCCAAGAGUCUCAGAACCAAAACACAGAGGGCGCCGCUAAACAGUGCAAGAAAGACCCAGUCCUAGACAAAUCGCUGAGGGAGAAGAAAAGAAGCAUUUUUAAGAAACCUAUACAGAUGCCAGGCUCGAUCAGGGAGGAGGACGGGAUUCGCUGGCAUGGCUGCCCAUACUGCUCUAAGGAGUUCAAAAAACCAAGUGACCUGGUCCGCCACAUCCGCAUCCACACCCACGAGAAGCCUUUCAAGUGCAAACAGUGUUUCCGAGCUUUUGCUGUGAAGAGCACCCUCACAGCACAUAUGAAAACGCACACCGGCAUCAAGGCCUUUGAGUGUCAGUGCUGUCUGAAGUGCUUCUCCACUUCUGGCAGCAUGAAGGUACACAUGCGGCUACACACAGGUGCACGUCCUUUCCCAUGUCCUCACUGCGACAAGAUCUUUCGUACCUCCGGCCACAGGAAAACGCACAUUGCUUCUCACUUCAAAGGCUUGCAGCAGAAGAAGAACAAAUUUCCACGGAAAGCCAACAAAGCUAAAGCCUCCAAAAGCAUCUUACCCUUGCCUGACAUCCCCCUACAGGAACCUAUCCUGAUCACUGACUAUGGCCUAGUUACAUCCCAGAACCCUCGCCUUGGUUUCCCACAGUUCCUGGAUGUGGUGGGCAGCGAAAGGCCAUACAAGUGCCAGUUUUGCAGUAAAGCCUACAAGAAAUCAAGCCAUCUAAAACAGCAUGUCAGAUCACAUACAGGAGAGAGGCCAUAUAAAUGCAUUCAAUGUAGUCGUGGUUUCGCCUCCUCAGGAGUCCUCAAAGCUCACAUCCGGACCCACUCGGGCCUAAAGGCUUACAAGUGUCUAAUGUGUGACACAACGUUCACAACCAGCGGUAGUCUGCGGCGCCACAUGACUACCCACAGCGACCUCCGACCUUACAUGUGCCCUUACUGUCAGAAGACUUUCAAGUCGUCGCCCAACUGUAGGAAACACAUGAAGACACACAGGUACGAACUGGCCCAGCAGAUGCAUUCACAGGCGAGUGAGGACCCACUGGGAAACGGUGCCGUGACCCAUGACAUGCCAGCAGAAAUGGAGACAGAGUCCCUGCAGCAGGCCUCUAAUACCACCGCAGAUCAGCAGAGCAUGCUGGAGCUGGGCCAGACAGAAGUUGUGAGUGGAGGCCAUCAAGUGACUCUGGAGGGCUCGUUGAACGACCAACCACUCGUUCAAGGCGAAGACUCGUACGUGACUACCCAGCAUGCUUUGCCUCAAAAUAUCGGCCAGUUUGAGACACCAGCACUUCCUCAGCCUGCGUUUGACCAGCAGGCUCUAACUCAAGGCUUCAGCAUCACCGACUCCAGCUACAACCAGCCUCAGUUUUCUGCUGUUCAGCAGCUGCAGGAUUCCAGCACUCUGGAGUCUCAGGCUCUUUCCUCCAGCUUUCAUCCCCCAAAUCUGCUUCACGUCCCUGGCAAUGAGGUGACAGAUGGGCUCCUUCAGCCGAGCGGUGAGAAUGAGCUGCAGCUGACUACAGAAACACCAGACUACCAGGAAGACAGUGAAGACAGCACGAAGAGAACCUACAGAUGCACCUGGUGCCCUAAAGGUUUUAAAAAGUCGAGUCAUCUGAAGCAGCACAUUCGAUCCCACACUGGGGAGAAACCAUACCGAUGUGACCUCUGUGGGCGCGGGUUUGUUUCAGCCGGAGUGCUCAAGUCUCAUCUCAACACUCACACGGGCAUGAAACCAUUUAAAUGUGAUGUUUGUGAUGCGUCUUUCACCACCAACGGUAGCCUGAGUCGCCACGUAAUCAUCCACGCCAAGUCUUUUAAAUGUCCGCUGUGUACCGAGAGCUUUAGGACGACUUUACUAUGUAAGAGGCACAUGAAGAAGGAGCACGGAGUUCAGGAACAUGUCAUAAGUCUGGAUGCGCAUGACGGGGAAGAAGAGGAUGAUGAUGUAGAGGCUGAACAGAAAACAUCAAAGAGGAGAAGUUUGGAAAUCAUCACUUUCACCGAAGAGCAGGCCGCCGAGCUGGCUAAAGAUCCUGGUGAGGAGGCGUCUGUGUCGGAGCGGAUCCUCGCCCAGUCAGCGGCUGAGAGGGAUCGGAUCAGUGAGAUCAAAGACAAAGCUGUGGAGCUGGAAACCGAACCCAAGUUUGCCAACUGCUGCAGUUUCUGUCCCAAGAGCUUCAAGAAGCCCAGCGACCUCGUCAGGCACAUCAGGAUCCACACGGGAGAAAGACCGUACAAAUGUGAUGAAUGCGGGAAGAGUUUUACUGUGAAAUCCACUCUGGACUGCCACGUGAAAACACACACAGGUCAGAAGCUGUUCUGCUGUCACAUGUGCAACACCUCCUUCUCCACAAAAGGCAGCCUGAAGGUGCACAUGCGCCUCCACACCGGCUCCAAACCCUUCAAGUGUCCGUUCUGUGAACUACGCUUCAGAACUUCAGGCCACAGAAAAACCCACAUUCAGUGUCACUUCCGUCCAAACGGGGACAGCCGAAAAUCCAAGCGCUCUUCUUCGUCUUGUGGCCACGCCAGACAGAGUCAGGACUCGGGGCAGGCUGUGGCCUCGGGUCAGGGUCAGCAGCCGGCUGCUUCAGAGUCUUUGCACCCCGUGGCUUUAUUACAGACGUCUAACUCAGACCCCAGCAUUUACCUCCCAGCUAACCAAGUCAUGACGGGUCAGUUUGACCAGAAUCUACUGCAGCCAGGACUAGUCGGCCAGGCCAUCCUGCCAGCCUCCAUGUCAGCUGCUGGAGACCUGACCGUGUCUCUCCCCGAUGGCCUGACAACACUGGAUGGAAUCCACCUGCAGCUGACCCAGGCCAACCUGGUGUGCCCCAACGUUCAGAUCUCUGGCAUCGAUGCAAGCAGCAUCAACAACAUCACAUUACAGAUCGACCCUGCUCUCCUCCAGCAGACCUUACAGCAGGGUGGUCUCCUAUCUCAGCCCUUGAGCAUGGACACCAGCCUGGUGCCACACUCUGGCAGCCAGCUCAUGUCUUCAGCUGACCCCUCUGUGUCUGCCAACGUUGUCAUCCACCCUCUGACCAGCUUGGCCCUGCAGCCCUCCAGCAUCACGUCCCCACAGGUCUCGCUGACUGGGCUCUCUGAGCAGGACGCUGCAGCCUCUCAGGACCUGAACCAUGUCAUGAGCAGCGGUGGUCUGGUGGCAGGUGGCAGCAACAGUCAGGAGAUCACUCUGACCAUCAACAACUCCAGUCUGACACAAGCCCUCGCUCAGGCCCAGGCUCAGGCCUCAGGUGCCUGUUCCAGCACGGCUGCAGGAAACCCUCAGGAAAUCACCCUCACCAUAUCAGGUCAGGACCUGCUCUCACAGAACUCCAGCUCCAGUGGUGCAGAGAUGAACGGCAGCAUCCGGCUUGCAUCGCCACUAACUAGCCAGCCCACCAGUGCAACGCUGACCAUCACCAAUGACCAGCUUCUACCUCCGAGCACAGCCAGCACUGAAAUGACAGUCACCAGUCUGCCUCCCAGCACCACUUUGUCUCAUUCGGCUGCACCCAAGAGCCUGGUCAUGUCACCAGGAGCCGUGGCUAGCGAUGGCAGCGUUACGCUGACCCUUUCUGAUGCUCAGGGCAUGCUGGAUGGUGUCACUCUAAACCUCAGUGCACAGGGCCAGACAUUUUCAUCUGUUCUGAAUGAGUCUGAUAUCCCGGGGCAACCAGUCACCCCAGGCCAACAGGUCAUACUGGUCAGCCACCAACCCCAGUCUACAAACAGUGCAUCUGCUAAUGGAUAUAAUAACUCAGGCGACGGCAGUAAAGGUGAGAAAGACCCCCAGUCGGUGAUGGACAGCCAGAACCAAUGUUUCUACUGCAUCCAGGUGUUUGACAAUCCUAAUUCACUGAGACGCCACUGCAAGCAAGCUCACGGCAAGGACCGCUGUCAUGUCUGCAGAAUCUGCAAUAAGGCCUUCAAACGCGCCACCCACCUCAAGGAGCAUGAGCGAGUGCACCAGCCAGGUCCGUCACCCAGCUCCCAGAAACCCAGAGUCUUCAACUGUUCCUCCUGUGCAAAGGCGUUCGCCAAACGCAGUCAGCUGGAGAGACACAACCGUACACACACGGGCGAGCGGCCGUUUAAGUGCAGCCAGUGCGACAAAGCCUUCAACCAGAAGAGCGCCCUGCAGGUCCACAUGGUGAAACAUACAGGAAAGAAGCCCUUCAAGUGUGAAGUGUGCAGCAUCAGCUUCACCCAGAAGAGCAACAUGAAAAACCACAUGAAGAGAUCGCACGGCUACGGUCAGAUACAAGACGUUCCCCUGGGUCAAGAGGAUCUAGCGUCUUCAGUGGAGGUGACGCCAGAGCUCAACCUGGAGGUGGUUCCUGAGUCAGCUGGAGACUGGCACAAUGUCUUCCCAUGACCUCCAUGAGUCAGAGAACGCUGUUGGCUGUUGCUGAAGCCGGCUGGGUUUACAGAUAAAUAGUGAAGCUUUGCUUACACCUGCUCUGGCGUGUGCCACAGGCUCUCACCCGAGGAGCAGGUCCCUGCUUGUUUAUCCUCAUUAGCUGUGGCGUAAACAAAGUGGGGCUGUGUGGAUUAGCUUAAUGACUUUUAUCUGUUUGUGCUUCUGUCUGAUCCCCUUCAGACAGAUCCAGCCCAAUAAAGCUGGUACCCCAGGAGGUGCAGGCCCCUCUCGUGCUGUUGGAGAACAGAACCAGCACAGGUGGGCUUUUUCCUGCUGGCUUACAGAACAUUAGUCACUUUAUUUGACUUGUUGAUAAUGUACACUGAGCCUGGCAGGGAAAAGUCAUUUUCAGUUUGUCAGAGUUAACGUGUUGGUGGCUGUUUGAACUCUGACGUAAAGAUGGCACUUCCUUUGAUAUGAAUGACAUCAGCAGCUUAGUGCAGACUGUAGUUCAUUUGUAAAUAUUGUGGUUAGAAUGCAUAUAUUUUCAGAACAACCACCGGUACAUAGAUUGUUUGGAUAUUUUUACUUUUAGCAUCGUGUUGCAUUUGAAGCAAAGCCAAGAUAAUAAGCUGUAUUUUUCUUUUGUUUUUGUUCAUUUCAAUUUUUUUGUAGUUGUAUUUUCUAUUGGUCAGAGAAUAAAUUAAGACUUUUUUAAUACGUCUCUCUCCUCGUUUUAUUUUUACUUUUCAAAGGAGGAAGAAGAAAAUAAACACCCGGAAGGAUGAGAGUGACUUUGUUGUGUAGUGUAGAGGGUCAAUGAGGUGUGUGGAAAGUAGAGGAAACUCCGGGGCUCAUUCGGCAUUUAGCCAGGACCUGCUGGGAUACAAUCUGCCUCGAUUCGCUUGACUUGGCUGCUCAGGAAGAAGAACUCAGACUGAAGGAUCGGGCAGGACUGAUAGAAACGAGAGUUCGGCUCACACUAAAGGAGACGCCUAGCUUGAAACGCUCAGUUUACUCAUAAAACACCUGGAAUAACUAGUCAAAUGUCUUCAAAUACAAACUAAGUGACUCGGUUGCUUUGAAAAACAAAACCUGUGUUGAUCUCAUAUCCUGGGUGUCUUAACUCACAGAAACCUCCCCCUGUUCAGGAGUCUGACUCAUCAUGGUACAGCACAAUCUAAUCAGGAGGUCCUAAAGGGAAAGUGGACAGGAGAAACUUCUGGAACUCAUUAAAACUUCUAGAAUGACUUCAUGUGCAGCAUAAAGAUGUAAUCAACAUUUAUUAGCAGACUGAGGAUCCAAAGUACCCUAUUACAACAAUAGCAAUAAAUAAGAGAAAACAAAAACAAAUAAUUCAGAGCAGACUGCUAUACCAGUGAUGCCACAAUUCUGACUGAAAGCGGGUGGUGCUACAGUAGACAUUAGUCAGGCCCUUAAUAGUUAUAUUAUCACAUUGGUUUAGUCUGCAGAUAAACCUAUACACCAGGAUCCUCCGCAUUGCAUGAAUAUGUAUUCAUCCCCAUUGAAACAAACAAGUGGCUUGCACUUUCCCAACAAGGUGUCUUUAGCAAAAUUCUUAUACAGUCAUUAUAUGCUACAUUAAGUCGCCGAAGACUUGAUUGUAGCAGGACCACAUGUGCCGUAUAUUACUGAGUACUUUAAAGAGUAACCUUUUCACUACAAAUUAGCAUAUUGGCCUGUGCAUACAUCUUACAGCAUUGCCGAUCAAUAUCAUCAUCGUCAGCCAAGUCAUCAUUUAUGAAAUGCCCCAAAUAUUUGUAUUUGUCAAUCACAGCCAAGGUUUUACCACACAUUGUGAACUGGGGAAACUGCAGACCUUUAUCUUCCUUUAAUCUGCAGGUCAUAAUGCAUAAGGUAACAGGAUUAAAAUGGUUUACUGUAUAUUUAUGGAUUUAUUUUAGGUUUUCAGAAAGUUAGAUGUUUGUUAUUGUUCAUCUAUGAAACGCCGCUCCUACAGACCUCCAUGAAUUCUAAACUCUUCUAAAACUUCACGUCCGUUAUUUAAUCUUUUUCGGUUAUUUCAGCAGGAAUAAUUAAUAAAGUGAUUUCAGCUGCUGAUGAAUAAAAUAAGAACUUUGUUUUAAUUACCAGGUACAAACUGGGAUCAUUAAAGGUGUGGAACCCUGAAAAACAUUUACUUAAUGAUUAUUUCUGAUUAGAGUUGGCCACAGCGUUUUUCAUGCAGGCUGAACAUGAAAAUGGUCUCCUACACCGUCCUCCUGCAUUAGCUAAUAGACUGUGAAACUCUGGGAUUUUUAAGCCCCACAGGUCUAUGUCCAGGGCGCAAUUUGGUGCCCCCCCCCCCCCCCCCCCCUCACCUUUGAUGCCCCUCCCCCGGUGAUUAAAUUUUAUCCUUGGGUGGGAUAAGGUUUUUCUUUUAGUAGGAGGGUCUUUUGUGACAUCCAGACCCUUUUUCCAGGGUACAAUGGUUCCUGGUAGUUUUUUCGGUCAUUUAUUUGUUGAAAUCUCCGAGAUUUCUAAACAAACAUAUGCCCGUCUCCAAGUAAAUACCAGCCAUCCACAGUCCCCCCAGCACGCUGUCCCGCCCCUACUGAACAGGGGACAGUAUGGAAUAAGAGGUGUGGCUCAUCAGUGGGUUAAAACUUAUUUAGAAAAAAGGAAACAGUUUGUUCAGAUAAAAGAUCAUGAAUAAAAACUAUGUGAUGCUAAUUGUGGAGUGCCACAAGGGUCGUUCCUCGGACAAAAACUGUUCAUUUUGUUUAUUAACGGGUUGGUAAGUGUAUCUAAGACACUCAGUACCAUUCUGUUUGCAGAUGAUACAACACUGUUUUACUCAGGCUCAAAUAUUGAGGAGGUGGCUAAAGUGAUAAAUGAUGAACUGAUUAAAAUUAAAAACUGGUUUGAUAUAAAUUGACACUGAAUCUUAAUAAAACAAAUUUUAUACUGUUUAAUGAUAAAAAGAACAGAGAUGUGUCAUUGGAAAUAGAUGGGAUUGAAAUUCAAAGAGUAAAAGAAACUAAAUUUCUUGGAGUUCUUAUUGAUGAAGACUUGACAUGGAAACCACAUAUUAGUUGAGGUAAAAUUGCCUAAUCUUUAAGGACUAUUACAUAGAGUCAAGUUUUUACUGACUAAUUCUGGUUUGUUGGCAUUGUACAAUUCACUGAUUGUUAUAUUGUGUAGAAAUCUGGGGAGCAACAUACAAAAACUAUACACAACCCUUAUUUAUAUUACAGAAAAGAGCUUUGAUGAUCAUCAAAUGGUGUUAAAUUAUGGAAUAACCUUAAAAGGAAAAAAAACUCUGUCAUUUAAUAUAUUCAAAAAAUGUACCAAAUUGAGUGUACUAAGUAAUUAUGAAAAUAUAAAUAUAAAUUAAAUCAAUGAUCAUGGUCACUCUGGAAUUAAGAACAAGAAAAAGUUCUAACUGAAUCUGUUUGUGUGUCUGACUAAUGGAAAUUGUAUUGAUUAUUUCUUCUGGAAAAGGGGGCAGAAAUUAUAAAACGUUUUCUUCAUUCUGCUCCUUUUUGUUCAAAUUUGAUUUUUUUGUUGUUAUGUAUAUUUUAUUGUUUAUAUGUUUUAUUUGUUUUUAUUUUGAAUGAAAUAAAUGAAUUAAACAAAAAUGAUGGCAUCCUAAACCUCCACCUCUACCUUAUAUUGUCUUUAUUUCAUAGCCUUUACAUCCAUGCUAUCAAUAGUAUUAAUAUUAUUGGUGUGCAUAUGUAAAUAAUAUGUAGGAAAACCUCCAUACAUAUUGGCCUAAGUCUGUGUCUUUUUGUCAGAGAGAGUGAGAGAGAGAUGAUGAUUUCAUAUUGUAUUAUAAUCAUAUCAUUAGUUGUAGUCGUAUCUACAUUAGUUUCAUAGUUUAAUUUCUCAUUUAGACGAAAAUAAAUGUUAAUCCGCUAGUUUGAUGGAUUUCUGGUUACAGCUGCUUCUGCUGAGUGAAGCUUCUCAACCUGAGGAUCAUCUAUAGAACAAGAACACCCGAGUAGCCUCGCUGUCAUCAGUUCAGGUUAGAUGUAACACCAUUAGUGUUCACAACUCCACCACACAGCUGAACUCCUCCAGGCUUGUGUUAUUUGUGGAGAUAAAACACCAACAUUGGAGUCAGUGGAAGAGUUGCAUUGCUAUUAUCCAAUCAGAGGCACAAUGUUCAAAUAUCAUGAAAUAAGACUCCAAACCCUGAGAUGUUCUGCCACUCGCUCCUUCAGCUGACUCCACCGUGCUGAUACAGCUGCUUCUGCCACUGCCAUGAACAGCAAAUAACAGCUUAACUGGUUAAUUAGUGACCUCGGGUUGCCUUUGUGGUUAUUUACAGUAAAUUUGGUUAAAUGUUCUGAGUUUUCAGUUUCCAUUAAGGCAGUUUAGACAACGCCACUGCACUGAAACAGCACAGUUUAAGGUGUUAAAUGAUUAUGAUGUAAAUGCAGUUUCAGGGAAAACAUCUAAUGAUGCUCAAUCUCAGUGCAGCUUUUGAUACUGUGGGCCACAACAUCCUUCUUGAUAGGCUCGUAACCUGGGUGGGACUUUCAGGCUCAGUCCAUAGUUGGUUUCAAUCAUAUCUUGAAGACGGGGAUUAUGUUGUCUCUACUGGUGAUCCUAAAUCAAGACAGAUUAUCAUGGCAUGUGGGGUCCCCCAAGGCUCAAUUCUUGAACCACUGCUCUUCAGUCUUUAUGCUCCCCCUGGGUCAGGUCACACAACAACAGUUGUGCAGAUGACACCCAUAUCUACCUAGCUCUAUCACCUAGUUACUGUCGUCCCCUGCAGUCACUCUGUCAGUGUUUGGAGAAAGUUAAUGACUGGAUGCAGUCAGACUUCCUCCAGAUAAAGAAAGACCAGACUGAAGUCAUGGUAUUAGGAAAAAAGAAGGAUAGGAUGGAGGUUAUUGCUCAGCUUGGCCCCAGAGGAAUAAAGACAAAGACCCAGGCUAGGAUGACAUCAUUAUUGAUUCAGACUUGAGCUUCACUGGUCACAUUAAGGCUAUAACUAGAUCAACAUUUUAUCAUAUUCAUCAAAUAGCAAAACUCAGAGGUCUCAUGUCCAGAACAAACCUAGAGAAACUCAUUCAUGUGUUCAUCACCAGCAGGCUGGACUGUCGUCUAACUGUUCAUCCCAAAAAAGCUGUGAAGCAACUGCUGCUUGUUCAGAAUGCUGCUGCUAAAGUCAUAGCAAGAACCAAGAGAACCGAGCACAUCACUCCUGUUCUUAAAUCUCUACACUGGUUACCAGUAAACUACAGAAUCAAAUUCAACGUAUUUUUACUCAUUUAUAAAUCACUUAAUGGCAUGGGACCAGAAUACUUGUCGGAUCUCCUUCAUAUACGCCCAGCUGGGCUCUGAGAUCCUUAGGAAACAGUCAGCUGGUAGAACCUUGAGUCAGAACCAAACAGGGUGAAGCUGCUUUUAGCUACCAUGCUGCACACAGAUGGAAUCAGCUUCCUCAUGACUUCAUAUGUGCCCCAACUAUAGUGACUUUUAAAUGAAAACCUUCAUGAUUUCAUCAGCCUUUGAAUGAAUGUUUCUUGUACAGCACAUUCUGUACUGUAACUGCUCACCCUUUAACCUUCUUAUUUAUUCAUUUCUAAAUAGUAUUUUCUGUCACACUGAUUUUAAAGUAGUUGAUGACCUUGCCAAUGGAAAGCACAUUGAAUUGCCUUUGUGUAUGAAUGUGCUAUAUAAAUAAAGCUGCCUUGCUUUGAUUUAUCCUGGACUCCUGGGCAUUCUGUACCACUCAUAAAUAUCUGAAUGUGUCUUUGGAAAACUACAAGUCCCAUCUCUGUGAGAUGUUCCCUCUGGGAAAAGCUUGGCAUGAAUAACAAUUAUCUAAUGACUCAUGGGCCAUGAAAGAAAAUAUGACACACUUUUGUUUGCUGCAAUGUGGCGACCUGACCUGGUAGUACUACUUCCUGCCACUGUGGUGUUGUAUUUUAUUUCUUUACUCCAGUGAUAAUGAUGAAUCAUUUCCUCUUUUCAGGUAAAAUAUAUAUAUAUAUAUAAAGACAGAUUGAGGAGGCGGAGGCUUGGGUGUAUUCAUAGUUUUUACUUUUUAUUUUCAGUUAAAUGGUCGGUCAUGUUUUAUUACACAUACAAUAUGAGAAGGAUGUUUACAUUCAUUCUCAGGAUCCAUUCAGAAAGAAAAAAAAAACAAUGAGGGAUCUCAUGACACACACACACACACACACACACACACACACACACACACACACACACACACACACAC